Octopus bimaculoides (California two-spot octopus) is the source of this 2651-nucleotide messenger RNA. RefSeq names its product peroxisomal sarcosine oxidase-like. Lineage: Eukaryota; Metazoa; Mollusca; Cephalopoda; Octopoda; Octopodidae. Gene Ontology annotation, cellular component: peroxisome. The record is from RefSeq and is a predicted model, not a curated record. Gene Ontology annotation, molecular function: flavin adenine dinucleotide binding; sarcosine oxidase activity; L-pipecolate oxidase activity.
AAAUGCGUCACUCUUGAUGUGUCAGAGAAAAAUGGCUGCCGUGUACGAUGCUAUAGUUGUUGGAGCUGGUAUAAAUGGCUCUUCUACCGCCCACUACUUACAGAAAAAUGGUUACAGAACUUUAUUAUUGGAACAGUUCCCACUGCCUCACACCAGGGGAAGUUCCCAUGGACAGAGUCGGAUUAUCCGAAAGGCCUAUUUACAGGAAAUAUUUGCCAGUAUGAUGAGAGAAGCCUAUCCAAUGUGGGAACAGCUUGAACGAGAUUCAGGGACUCAAAUUUACACGAAAAGAAAAUUCCUUGUGAUGUGUGACAAACAAAGCAAUUAUGUUGACAGAGUGAGAAAAACUCUGUCCACUUGUAAUAUGGCCUUUGAAGAUGUAUCUAACGAGCGAUUACUUAAUGAGUUUAACAUCAAACUCACACCAGGAUCCAAAGCUAUCAUUGAUCCCGAGGGAGGAAUUCUUCACGCAGAUAAAGCUUUGUCCACAUAUCAAGAUCAGUUUGUGAAAAAGGGUGGCACAUUGAUUGAUGAAACCCGAGUACUUUCUAUCAUACCUGGUCAAACCAACCAACUAAAUACAUCAAAAGGUACCUUCCAGGGGCGAAAUAUAGUUCUAUGCCUUGGCCCUUGGGCCAAAUCUUAUUUUCAACAACUUGGAAUUGAAUUCCCUUUAAAGGUUAUGAGAAUCAGUGUUGGUUAUUACAAGCAGAAGCCUGUAGUAGGUCGUCAGAAACAAAUUGAUGCCCCUUUGAAGUUGUAUGCAAAGGGCCAUGAUGAAUUCUAUGGACUUCCUGAGAAAGAAUAUCCUGGACUGGUGAAGUUCUGUUUGCAUAAAGGCCCUGAAGUUCAACCAGAUCAUCGAGACCAGGUUAAUUCUGAUUGGACAUUGGAGAAAUGCAAACGUGUGAUUGAAGAAUCCUUUCUAGGACUUGAACCAGAACCCAGUAUUGUGGAAUCAUGCCUUUAUACCAUGACACCCGAUGAAUUGUUUGUUUUGGACAGACAUCCGAAAUAUCGUAACAUUAUUUUGGCAGCUGGGUUCUCAGGACAUGGUUUCAAGUUGGCACCUGUGACAGGGAAAAUCCUUGGAGAAAUGGCUAUGAAUAAAGCGCCGUCUUAUGACUUGAACCACUUUCGACUGGACAGAUUUACCAGAAAAUCCUUGUUGUAAUUUUAACCAUUUUGAUCCCACCCUACCUGAGUCAACCUUUAGUCCUAUGACAUGAAAUUCCUUUUUUAAGAUGAUAUCUAAAUUUAAAUUUUCCAUCAAAAUUCCAAGCUAAUUUAUUCAUCAGAUUUCAGCUUAAUAGUUACAAAGUUAUUUUAUGAAAUUGUUUAUUAUUUUCAAAAUUAAUUGGAACAAAGAUAGUGUAUUUUGACAAAAAUAUGGUAACAAAAGUAUCAGCACUUUUGAUAUCAACCGAUCUUAGAUUGCGUCUGGUUCUAUGAAACAAACUUCCUGUUUCAAAGUUAUCUAGAUUGAAACCUUCCAUCAAAAUUUCAUGUUAAUUUAUGUUCCAGACACCAGCUUAAUAAUGGUAAAAUUAUUUUAUGGAACAAAGGUAGUGUAGUUCAAUGGAAAUAUUGUAACAAAAGGAUAACACCUUUUGCUACCAGGGUGCUUGGAACUGUGACUGUUCUGUUAGGUUAUUCGGAAAAUAAUAGCUGAUUUUAAAAAUAAGCCUAUAUUCUUGAAAAACUGGACUUAUACAAAGGUUUAAUUAUUCAAAAUAUGAUCCCUGAACAGCUAUGCAUUUCUUCCAUAGAUUAACAAAGUCAUUUAUGCCACUUCUAUAAAAAAAAUCCAAAGGUUUUGAUGCCAAGAAAUCCUUGAAUUCAAUUUUGACCUCAGUUUUGGAAUGGAAAGUUUAUUUGCCUUAAAAAAGUGUCUAGAUGCUUGAAAAAGUGGUAGUCAGUGGGUGAAAGAUUAGAAAAAUAUGGAGGAUGUGCUAAAGUCUUGUAUCCGAAGUCUGUGAGCUUCUGCAGUGUCAUCCUGGAAAUGUGCAGUCCAGUGUUUUCAUGGAGCGGAAUUGGACCACAUCGAUUAACAAGUGCAGGUCUCAUUUUGUUCAAGUGAACAAGCAUUUGUUUCAGUUGCUUACUGUAAACUCCCGAUGUAAUGCUCUGGGUAGAUUUCAUCCUGGAUGGAUGGACGUCCUUUACCUUCUUGAUCUUCAAGGCUCUCAUCCCCGCCACAAAAUCUCUCAAGCCACCAUCAUACCGUCCAAUCACUAAUGGAUCCUUCAACCUAUGUUCUGUUGAUAUAAUCGACUGUUUGGAAAGCAUUAUGUCCAAGCUUGAAUUCAUGCAAAAAAAGUAAACACAUUUCUUCUUUUUCCAUGUUUGAAAUUAAGAAUUUCUACCCUUCAAAAUUAUAUUCUGAAAGAAAUCAAUAAAAAUUUGUUAAAGAAUACACAUCAAUUAUUAAGCAUGUACAAUUUCAUCUAAAACACUACAAAAAUAACAUCUUAAAUCAAAUUUGAAAAAUCAGACAGUAUUUUCUGAACAACCUAAUAUAAUAAAAAAGACUUCCAUGUUUUGAAGUGAUCUAAAUUAAAACUGUAUCAAAAUUUCAUGUCAAAUAUAUAUUCCAAAUAUCAAACUAAUAAUAACAAUAUUGUUUAAUAAAUUCAUCUUUAUUUUCAAAA